AUGUUACCUCUGAUUCUACUUCCUUCCUACUCAUGUCUAUCUCAACGUGCUGGACAAUUCAAUGGAAACAAGACAAAUCUUAAAGAGAUCAGGAAAAACAGAGGAAAUCCCAAUCCCAAAAAGGACAGCAGCAAAGUGAAUCGGCAACCUACAGGUUCUCAGAUGGGUGCUCCGCCUGAUGAUUUCAAUGCAGCUAUCUCUCGACUCGAGAAACAAGAAAGAGAUCCAGAAGCUCCACGCGUCCUACGAGACCACCUUAGACAGGACGCGCAACGUGAUAAUUUACGCUCUAGAGCCAGUUAUCAGCAACACCGCUCAACGGAUCGCCGCAGAGAAAACACUCAUUCUGAGUGUGCUGCGCAACGCCGGUUGUCACCCAAAAAUGACUUGGAAACGAGCACACAGGCUGGGAAAAUUGGUCUCACCAAAACAGGAUGGCCUCCCUAUCAGUCGACCUCUGCUCGUGGAACUCCACAGUUGCAAAAGAACGAGACUUUCUCCUAUCUAAGGCGUCAGUCAUCGUUAGCACAAUGA
This is a messenger RNA of Echinostoma caproni, 534 nucleotides long. NCBI's taxonomy places the organism in Eukaryota, Metazoa, Platyhelminthes, Trematoda, Plagiorchiida, Echinostomatidae. The record is from the annotation of a GenBank genome assembly.